This is a messenger RNA of Arachis duranensis, 2316 nucleotides long. Its product is annotated as ubiquitin-like-specific protease 1D. The coding region runs from base 221 to 1957 and encodes 578 amino acids. Gene Ontology annotation, molecular function: cysteine-type peptidase activity. Gene Ontology annotation, biological process: proteolysis. The transcript has 14 exons. The record is from RefSeq and is a predicted model, not a curated record. NCBI's taxonomy places the organism in Eukaryota, Viridiplantae, Streptophyta, Magnoliopsida, Fabales, Fabaceae.
UGUGAAUUAGCAAUAAGUUCCAUCGUUCUCUGAAAAACUGUGCCACCCUAGCAUAGCAGCGCAGGCCACCACACCGCACCGUAAAAUGGAUUCUCCGCCGUUACUUCCUUCAUUCCAAUUUUUUACGGAUUGCUGAUUCAUUCCAAAAAUACCCUUCACUCGCUGAGUUCACUCGCCCACUCGCUGAGUAACUCGCUGAGAGUUAAAAAAGAUCAAAUGAAUGGACCAACAACGCGAACCUAACUCUAAUUCGCAGAAGAAGCGCCGUCUCGACCUUGACUGGAAAGCUCUUCUCCCCCGCCACGGCGACGCACCGCCGCCGGAGAUCGUGGUCAAGCCUAUGGCCUCCGGCAAUUCCUUCUCCCUCGACGAUGAAUUUAGAUACUACACCGACCACCAGCUUAUCGAAAGCAUUCAGAGCAAGAAGCAAACCUUGAGAAUCCAUCUCCCGAUGUUGAAGGAUGGAGGUGUCAAGAUUCUCGAUACCAUCAAGCGACAAGAGGAAGAGCUGGCUCGCCGGAAAACAACGCCACACGUCCAGGAAGUUGUUGAUGCUGAUGAUAAACCGAGAAAUGCUACUGGCUCAAGUGAUGUUGGUGUGUCUAGUGACUCGAGACAGAAGAGUAUCUCAUCUCAAGUGCCAGUUCAACCCUCAUUUGCAUCUUGUUUUUCUAAGAAAUUGGAAGGAGUUGAUACUGAUUGUAUGGUGGUUGAUACAUCUGGAAAAGAGACUUCACAUUUCAGACAUUGCAAUAACGAGACAAUAAAAGACAAGGGAGAACCUAAAGGAGGAAGGAGGCUUAGAUCAUCUUCUAGAAAUGAGCCAUUUCAAUGCGCUACCAACCUUUCCAAGAAUGAUGCUUUUAAUGAUGGUAAAAAAUCCAGAGCAGCUUCCAGUAUCUCUGCUGCGAACAUUGGGAAAAGCCUGUCAAGAUUCUUUGCUCCAGAAGUGAAGGAAACUAGACAGGCAAUUCAAUCAGAUGACUCGAGGUCCAAGAAGGGUCAGCCCAUUGUCCUUGAUGAUGAUGAUGAUGAUGAUGAACCUUAUGUGCUAGAGAAGACAGAGCAAGAAAAAAAACUUGCUGAAUGUGCGAAAGAUGCUAAGAUGUAUUACCCAUCAAGUGACGAUCCCGAGUCUGUUGAAAUUUGUUACUCAGACAUAGAUUGCCUUGCUCCUGAAAGCUAUUUGACUUCAACUAUUAUGAAUUUUUACAUACGAUAUUUGAAGCAACAAGCAUCUUUGGCAAAUAGAUCGUUAUCCGAGUAUCAUUUUUUUAAUACAUAUUUCUACAAGAAGCUUCAGGAGGCUGUUUCGGUUAAGCAAAGUGACAGAGCAGCAUUCUUUGUCAAAUUCAGAAGGUGGUGGAAGGGUGUAAAUAUAUUUCAGAAGACCUAUGUUUUGAUUCCAGUACACGAGGAUCUUCAUUGGAGCUUGAUCAUUAUUUGUAUCCCGGAUAAAGGUGAUGAAUCAGGGCCAAUCAUACUUCAUCUGGAUUCUUUGAGUCUUCACUCUAGCAGAUCACUAUUUGAUAACAUCAAAAGCUUUCUGAUAGAAGAAAAGAACUAUUUGGAUCAGGAACAUAUGUCAUCAGAUGUUUCAAUUGCAGACAGGAUAUGGAAUUGCCUUCCCCGUCGAAUUGAAACGCAAGUUAUCACGGUUCCCCAACAAAGGAAUGAUUAUGAUUGUGGCCUUUUUGUAUUGUACUUUAUUGAACGUUUCAUUGAAGAGGCACCAGAAAGACUCAAAAAGAAAAAUUUGGCUAUGUUUGGCAAGCAGUGGUUCAAACCUUCAGAAGCAUCCAGUUUGAGAGUGAAAAUCCGUAAACUGCUCGUGGAAGAACUUACAAAUUCAAUUGACCGUAACUAUUCUCCAAAGUGUUCUCCUUCAUCAUUUUCGGGCACAAGUCCAACUGAAUGUGCUGAGACAGCCAAGGACCCUGAUCUAACCACCGCAUGAAUUACAAUUUGCAUUUUAAUUGGAUGAAGAAUCUUUCGACAGUUCACAUAAUCGAUGCUAUUGUUUCUUCACCUGUACAGACAUCAACUAUCUGGUGCUUUUUUUUAUCACCGAGUUUCCCACGGUACAUGGAAAAAGGUGGCCGGCAGUUUACUAUGCGUAAAAACACAUAUCCAGUUUCUAACCAUUUCUUGUGGAUAAGAGUUCCUUCCACUUUCCAAAUGUAUAGUAGGACAGGUCAGUACAGAGAUGAUAGUCUGCUAGGUAGGCUCCAAGGUGAAUCUACCAAUUAUUUUGUACUUGAAUCGCUGAGAGUUGGAUUAAUAUUAUAGGAUUCCAAUUGAAGUUUGAUGCGGUAA